Messenger RNA from Magnolia sinica, 1727 nucleotides. Its product is annotated as AAA-ATPase At3g50940-like. The coding region runs from base 60 to 1568 and encodes 502 amino acids. Lineage: Eukaryota; Viridiplantae; Streptophyta; Magnoliopsida; Magnoliales; Magnoliaceae. The transcript is spliced from 2 exons. The record is from RefSeq and is a predicted model, not a curated record. Gene Ontology annotation, molecular function: ATP binding; ATP hydrolysis activity.
ACUCUCUCUCUCUCUCUCUCUCUCUCUCACACACACACACACACACACACACCAACGCCAUGUCUUCAGCAAAAGCCAUGCUAUCAACAGCGGCCUCCGUCGCAGCAUCGGCGAUGGUCAUCCGCACGAUCGCCAAUGAGCUGCUACCCCGCCACUUCCAAGACCUCCUCUUCUCAACCCUCUACACCUUCCUCAACCGCUUCUCCUCCCAACUCACCAUCGUCAUCGAAGAAUUUGAUGGCUUCUCCGCAAAUGAACUCUACGAUGCUGCUCAGAUCUACCUCGGAUCCAAGAACGCCUGGCCGAUGAAAAGGCUCAAAGUCUUCAAACACGACAACGAGAAGGACUUUUCAAUGUCCAUGGAGAGAGGCGAGGAGAUCGUCGAUAUCUUCCAAGGUAUGAAGCUCCAAUGGCGGUUGGUCUACAUAGAGAACCAAAAGAACGUCUUCUACUCCUCCAACCACCUCAAUUCCGUCGUGCAAUCUGAGGCCCGGUCGUUCCAGCUCAGCUUCCACAAGAAACACAAGGACAAGGUCUUGCACUCCUACUUGCCAUUCCUUCUCAGCAGAUCCAAGGCGUUGAAGGAAGAGAAGAAGACACUGAAGCUGCACACGCUCGAUAAUGAACAAAUGUUUAGGCACAUGGGAGGUGUAUGGACUUCGGUCAAACUCAACCAUCCAGCGACGUUUUCAACGGUGGCGAUGGAUUCGGAGGUGAAGCAGGCAUUGAUGGACGAUCUGGAUAGGUUUGUGAAGAGGAAGGAGUUUUAUAAGAGAGUGGGGAAAGCUUGGAAGCGUGGUUAUCUGUUGUAUGGCCCACCUGGUACCGGCAAAUCGAGUUUGAUCGCUGCAAUGGCGAAUUUCCUGAAUUUCGACGUCUAUGACUUGGAGCUGACUGACGUGAAGCGGAAUUCCGAUCUCAGGCGAUUGCUGAUCAGGACCGCUAAUCAAUCGAUCCUCGUCAUCGAGGACAUAGAUUGCACGGUUGAUUUUAAAGAUCGUGAAACACCGGUGACUGUGGAUGCAGAGGGGAGACCAAACUUUCGAGAGGAGAAUCAGAUGACCCUUUCAGGGCUUCUCAACUUCAUAGACGGCCUGUGGUCGAGCUGCGGCGAUGAGAGGAUCAUCAUCUUCACCACAAAUCACAAGGACAAGCUGGACCCCGCACUAAUGCGGCCGGGACGCAUGGACAUGCACAUCCACAUGUCCUACUGCAGCUUCUGCGGAUUCAAGACCCUGGCAAAGAACUACCUCAUGAUCGACGACCAUCCGCUCUUCGGUGAUAUCCAACGGCUGAUAGCGGAGGUGGAAGUCACACCGGCGCAGGUGGCCGAGGAGCUGAUGAAGAGCGACUGUCCGGACGUGACCCUUCAAGGACUCAUCGGAUUCAUCCAGAGGAAGAAGAUUGAAGAUCUCGAAGCCAAAGCUAAGGAAGAAAGCGAGUCUCAAAACGUGCGGGAAACCAAAGACAAGGGACAAAAUGGAAAGGAAGGGAAGGACGAAGUGCAGAGUGGGAAGGAAACUAAGGCAGAGGAGCAAAACGGGCAGGGAAUGGAAAAUAACAAGUGAUCUAUUCUUGUACUAUAUAAUAACUGCUUUUAAACAAAUACCCACCAGCUUUAUGCACCGAAUAGAAACCUAUGUAAAACCACUAGAAUGGGGGAGGGGUUUCACUGUAAUAGAUGCUUUCUUACUUUGUGAGGAAGCCCAGCAGGGGCAAUUUCGUCA